Diabrotica virgifera virgifera (western corn rootworm) is the source of this 576-nucleotide messenger RNA. RefSeq names its product lipase 3-like. The transcript has 2 exons. The record is from RefSeq and is a predicted model, not a curated record. Bases 173 to 568 code for a protein of 131 amino acids. Lineage: Eukaryota; Metazoa; Arthropoda; Insecta; Coleoptera; Chrysomelidae.
AUAUAGAUUUUCAGUAAAAGAACACAGUUUUAUGUAGACUAAACCCAUACAACGUGCUUGAAACCCAAGCAGAAAUCCAGCAUAGUCGACUAGGGAGAAGAAGACGACCUUCUCCUCAAGUAAAUGUAUAUUGUAAAAUUUUUAUUUUCGCAAUAUCUGGAUUUAGUCCCAGAUGGAUCCUGCUGACACUGUUCUGAUUUAUGCCCAUUACCCAGCUGGUGCAUCUACCAAACAGGUUCUUCAUUAUGCACAAGAAGUCGAAUCUGGGCGUUUCCGUAAAUAUGACUUUGGACCAACCAAAAACAGAUACUAUUAUAACGGUUUCCAAAUAGCCCCUGACUAUAACUUAUCUAAAAUAAGUGCACCCAUUCAUCUUAUCUAUAGUUCUAAUGAUUGGUUGUCAAGUGAAGCAGAUGUAAAUAUACUUCAUGGUGAACUUAAAAGUUGUAAGGAAAAAUAUUGGGUUCCGCUUCCCACUUGGAACCACAUGGACUACUUAUUUGGAAAAGACGCUCCCAAACUAGUUUACUCAAAAGUUUUAAAUAUUCUUGAAAAAUAUGAAUCAUAAAAACAAAA